GGCAGUAAAAUGGCAGUGAAUGGGCCCUUCACCCUUACCAAAUUUGUUAGGCAGUCUCGCAGUCUGGCAAUACCCUGGGAUUUGCCGCCUUUUUAUUAAACUUCACCUCCAGCUUUAGGUUAACCUUCCCCGAAACACAAACAACUUGAACCCUUUCACAACUUAUCUGAUUGUCAGCCUUAUUGACAACAGUCACCAACGACAGCGAGGUCAAGAUACUCUGCCUUUCCCUCGAUUUCCAUCACAGCUUCCUCGGAGCCUUCGUUUGGAUCUGUUUAAUCUGCUCAGGAGCUCAUACAAGUUAUUCACGACUUAAUUUGUCUGCUUACUUUAAGGGUCCAUUUCGCCUGUAUUGCAAAGACUCCCCUUUUCUUCAGCUUCUUCGUGCCAUCCACGCACCUAUCCCGAUCGCAAAUAUCCAGUUACGACUGAUCCCUUUUGUGACACUACCGUCGCCAGAAAAUACCAUAUUCCUUUAUCCUUUACACCGUUCGCCAUCAUGGACGGCGAGGAUCAACCCAAAACCCCGCUGACCCCACUUGCGCCAGCGGGCAUUGAGAACAGGAUGCAAGUUGAUAAUGCCUUGCGAGCAAUUCAUCAGAAGAAACCUGUGCCAGAGAUUGAUUUUACUCUGCAUACUAUGGAAGAUGGAAGUCAAGUGAGCACGAUGGAAAGAGUGUGCAAAGAUGUACAAGCACCUGCCAUGGUCCCACCGACAGAUCAACAAUUCUUCUCGCCACAAGAUCCAUCCAAGCCAAAUUUACAGUUCUUGAAGCAACAUUUCUACAGAGAAGGUCGCUUGACCGAAGAACAAGCUCUGUUCAUUCUCGAGGAGGGCACAAAAGUAUUGAAGCAAGAGCCUAACCUUUUGGAGAUGGAUGCGCCAAUCACUGUUUGUGGCGAUGUUCAUGGACAAUAUUACGAUUUAAUGAAGCUUUUUGAAGUGGGUGGAGAUCCAGCUGAUACCAGAUACCUCUUCUUGGGAGAUUAUGUCGACAGAGGUUACUUCAGUAUUGAGUGUGUGUUAUAUCUUUGGUCUUUGAAGAUCUGGUACCCAAACAGCUUGUGGCUACUUCGAGGAAACCACGAAUGUAGGCAUUUGACAGAUUACUUCACAUUCAAGCUUGAAUGUAAGCACAAGUAUUCAGAGAGAAUCUACGAAGCAUGCAUGGAUUCAUUCUGUGCAUUGCCUUUAGCGGCUGUUAUGAACAAACAAUUCUUGUGUAUUCAUGGAGGUUUGAGUCCUGAGUUACACACCUUAGAUGAUCUCAAGAGCAUUGAUCGAUUCCGCGAACCUCCCACUCACGGUCUUAUGUGCGAUAUCUUAUGGGCAGAUCCAUUGGAGGAGUUUGGACAGGAAAAAACUUCCGAGUUCUUCAUUCAUAAUCACGUCCGAGGUUGCUCAUACUUCUUCUCAUACCCUGCUGCAUGCAACUUCCUUGAGAAAAAUAACCUUCUUUCAAUCAUCCGAGCACAUGAGGCACAAGAUGCUGGUUACAGAAUGUACAGGAAGACUCGAACAACCGGAUUUCCUAGUGUUAUGACCAUUUUCUCGGCACCCAAUUAUCUCGAUGUCUAUAACAACAAGGCCGCUGUACUAAAGUAUGAGAACAACGUUAUGAACAUCAGACAGUUCAAUUGCACUCCUCAUCCUUACUGGCUACCAAACUUCAUGGACGUUUUCACCUGGUCUCUACCUUUCGUUGGAGAGAAGAUUACCGAUAUGUUACUCGCAAUUCUUAGCACUUCUUCAGAGGAUGAGCUCAAGGAUGAUCAAACUCCAUCAAGCACUUCUCCAGGUCCUAUAUCGCCUCCAAUCAAUUCUCCAAUGGAUCCGGAAUCCAUCGAGUACAAGAGAAGAGCAAUCAAGAACAAAAUUCUUGCAAUCGGUCGUCUUUCACGAGUCUUCCAAGUUUUAAGAGAGGAAUCCGAGAGAGUUACCGAACUGAAGACUGCAGCUGGUGGUAGACUUCCUGCUGGAACUUUGAUGCUUGGAGCAGAAGGUAUCAAGAACGCGAUUACUAAUUUUGAGGAUGCACGAAAGGUUGAUUUGCAAAACGAACGUCUCCCACCUAGUCACGAAGAAGUCACGAGACAGAACGAAGAGGGACGAGAGCAAGCAUUGGAGAGAGCAAAGAGGGAGGCUGAUAAUGAUAAGGGGUUACAAUUGCUUUCCAGAAGGCUUAGCACUGAUCGUAAGAAAUAAUAAGAUACAAAUAUACAAAGGGAGGUAGGGAAUCGGGAGCACUUUGGGAAGCUAUUAUGAUAAUCGAUUACGUCUUGGAGGUCAUCUCAGUGAUAGUCUUUGGGAAGCUGCCAUGGGGAUCGAUUUAAGUCGAUAGAUACAUUUUGAUCAAUGAUUUGCGUACUUAGACUGUUGAUGCAUCAAUUGCAUACAAUGUUAAGUCUAAAUUUAUAUUUGAAAGUUUUA
Botrytis cinerea B05.10 is the source of this 2431-nucleotide messenger RNA. RefSeq names its product BccnA (gene BccnA). Gene Ontology annotation, cellular component: calcineurin complex; cytoplasm. Gene Ontology annotation, molecular function: calmodulin binding; calmodulin-dependent protein phosphatase activity. NCBI's taxonomy places the organism in Eukaryota, Fungi, Ascomycota, Leotiomycetes, Helotiales, Sclerotiniaceae. The coding region runs from base 500 to 2206 and encodes 568 amino acids. The record is from RefSeq and is a predicted model, not a curated record. Gene Ontology annotation, biological process: calcineurin-mediated signaling; fungal-type cell wall organization. The transcript has 4 exons.